UCCUUUGGCUGUGUCAAGUGGCGGCCACCAACGUGGAGAGCGGAAGCCGCCGUGAUUCUCUUUCGAACGCCUCCACUGUGUGAGUUAAAAAAGAAAGAAGAGCGCAGGUGGCGGCGGUUUGGGACUGUACCAUCUCGCCUACCUUGAGAUAAACAGGGGAGCGGCUGGAGACCAGACAGAUAUAAGCAGCACGUGAGGCUGCUGGGUGGUGCCGGAUUCUCACCUGUGAGAAGGGUCGCCACUUCCCUUCCCGGCACCCCCGCAGUCGCUGAAGGUUUGGCGCGCCCCAACCGCUCUCCUGAGUGAGAGAACCUGAGGCGCGAGGAGGACGCGGCGGGUCAGUCAGUCAGUCAUAACCGGUUUGAACCGGAGCGCUAGGAGGAGCCGCUUCAGCUGCCGCCAUGGCUGAGACUGAGGAGAGGAGCUUGGACGACUUUUUCGCGAAGCGAGAUAAAAAGAAACGGAAAGAGAAGAGCAGCCGGGGAGGUGCCACGGCAGCGGCUUCUUCGGCCGCCUCUUCCAACGCCGCUGCCGCCAGUGGGACUGGGGGAAGCCGGCAAGCCGAAACGGGCUCUGGGGCGGCCUCUCAUUCCAACGCCACGGCUAAGGUGGCAUAUAAGGAAGAAGAUGACUGGAAGGAAUUUGAGCAAGAAGAAAUAGUUGACUACAGUGGUCUGAGAGUUCAAUCCAUGCAAAUUAGUGAAAAAGAUGAUGAUGAAGGUGAAAAAAAAGAAGAGCCAAGCGAUAAUAGUGAAGAACCAGGUGGGUGUGUGGAUAAGGUGUCUGGUCCUUGGAAUAAAUCUGCUCCUACACAACAAACAACAGUUGUUGAAACUGUCGCAGAAAGCCCAGAGCCAGUGCAGUCCAGUGGAGUAUAUAGGCCACCUGGUGCAAGAGAAGGCAGGACACGAAAAGUGCCACAAGGACCCCCGGAGAUCUAUAGCGAUACACAGUUUCCAUCAUUGCAGUCUACUGCCAAGCAUGUUGAUACUAGAAAGGAUAAAGAAAUGGAGAAGAGCUUUGAAGUAGUAAAACACAAAACUAGAGGUAGGGAUGAGGUUUCAAAAACCCAGGCAACUAAACUUCAGCUAGACAACCAAUAUGCAGUGCUUGGGGAUCAGUAAAGCUGCACACACAUUACAAUUACAGUGGUUAUUUGAUACCCUUCCAGUCUUAAGGUAACUAAACUACACCUAUUAUGAAUGUGCUGUCUUAUUUCUGCUGGAUCUUCUGCAUCAAGUGCAGACUACUUUUCACGUGAUUGGCUCUUCUGCACUAUGGAAAUAUGCUUAAUUUGGUACACCUGACUUUCUUCUUUGGAUAUGAGGGAAAUUAAUGUAAAUGGUCGAACAAGAGUCCCAAGUGUUUUACUCUGCAGCCGGUGGUUAUUUCACAUUUUUUUAUGUUCAGAUACUGAGCCUUCGUAAGGGUUGACUACCUCAGACUUGCUGCACUCAUUGUGGACACCAUGUGGAUCACAACUUCUGGAAAAGGUUACAACUCUUUAGUGGCCAUCUGAAACUCGAAACCAGCUCUCCUGGAUUCCUCUCAGAAACCCUGCAGAAGUCAGCCAUUUGGGUUCUGGUUUACUAUAGAUGACAAAUUUAAGUGACCUUAAAUGAGCAAUUUGUCCUUUGCCCCCAUCUAUUACAUCCUUUCAUAUGUAGCCAUAAUUUACUGGGAACCUCUAGUCUAUACCACUUUCAGACAUAUGCAGUAUAGUGUUGAGCUGUAGUUUGUUUUUUAUUUAGGUGGCCAGAAAAUACACAUCCAGGUAGAAAAUGUAGGGAUAUUUGUCUGCAUAUAUUAAUUGGUGUCAGCUAUGUACAUUCUUUAAUUACUUUCCUGGCUUGAGAAAUUGCAAUAUAGACAAGUAGCAGCAUGAAAUAUGCAGACUAUCCAUACUUUUUUUUAAUGGUUUUCCAAGUGACGACUAGGAUUUCUGUAGUUUGCUUCCAAUGGCCAAUAAAUGUCUGUGCUCCCCUAAUAUCGGAAGCUCAAUUUUUGGGGAAACAUGCCAUAUACUUAGCCUUAACAAUGUAUUAUGGCAAGUAUCAGCUGUUGGUCGCACACACUAUUGUAUUUGCAGGAUGGAAAUAAUUAUGUCUCAUGAAAAAUGUCCAUUGUUGUGGAUUUUUACUGGUUGAAAUGUGGAAAUAUUCUGGGAAUGAGAUGUACUUUUCCUCUGCUGCCCGAAGAUUUAGUGACAACUUUAGUUGUAGGUCACUUUUCUGACCUAUAUGACCAUGGAGAGUUACUGCAAGUAUUUGUAUGCUAAUAUUUGCAUUAUGGUAUACUGUAUAACAUUGAGUGAAUAAAAUUCAAAACAACUCCUGGAGAGGUUCCUGGAAUAUAGAUGGUAAUCCUAGUUAUUUUUUCCUCUCUUCUAAAUCUUGAGGGGGCCCUAGCCUCCAAGAGUCCACCUUCUUUCUGGAGUUUUGAGCAGGAAUUCAGACUUCACAGAAUUAUUGCUUUGUGAGACAGAUAGGUACUUCAUCAAAAUGUGAUGCCUUUUGCAAUUAAAGACCUGCUUUGAUGUGAAAUUACUAAUUUACUGAACAAACUUUUUUCUCUGCUUAGAAUGGCAUUGUCUUCAUUCCCAUAGAGAUUUGUCAUAAUUGAGAAAAAAGCUACUAAAUAGUUGCCUUUAAUAUAGAAAUAAAGCCAGGUCAGUGGAUGCCCAGAUCACUGGAAGUAAACCUGCAGUUGACACCACUGAGUUCUGAGUCUUUCCCAAAUAUGUGUCUUUUUGCCAACAAAACAUUUGCAGGGUAUUAAAGCUUAAAAAAAUUAUGUGAAAUUGUAUGUCACUUGAUGACAUAGCAGAAACAUACAAUUUUAAAUCCCAACUUUGCAUUUUAUUAAGAAUGCUGUUACACAUGAAUCAGGUUUUCAUAUACUGUAUGAUAGGGUAGAUGAAGCUGUCCUUUGUAAUGUCUCUUGAGUAACUGGGCAUAGAUGGCAGAGCAGAAUAACAUUAUAAAAUUAAUAAAUAUAAUAAAUAGCAAUGUACAUGUUUUCAUGAUACCAUGCAUCAUUUAAAAUAAGUAUGGCAAACCUGAUGUAUGAUCAUGAUCUUCAAACUUGAGGCUGCAAUCUUAUGCACAUCAUGAGAAAGUAAGUCUGAUUUAAUCCUGUGAGCUUACUUUUGAAUAGUUGGAAUUAGCUUUACGCUGUUGCUAAGGAUGGAUGGCCCUCAGCUAGCUGGAUACGUCUGGUCACGGUCUACCUCACCCUGCAUGCAUACUACCACUAGCAAAAACCACAGACAAAUGUGAAGUGGCUAAUUAAUUGAUGGCUUGCUAUUUGUGAGGAAGCAACUCUGCUGAGGAUGACAGGUAUUUGUACUGAAACAACUAUUCACCCAGCAGUUCCAUUUUAGUACUCUUUAGAAGCUGUAGAUUUAUCUGCAAACCCUGUAACUCUUGGGUGCUCCCUAAAUGACCCUGAAGCCAGCAGACCCUUACCCACUUAACACAGAGUCUGGUUGAUCUCCUGGGCUUUCAGGGGGGAGAUGUUGUUUUCUGUCUUUUGAGAUUGCCAUUUUUCUGCUUUAAAGCAGCAGAAAAACUGCACUUGGUUGUACUUAUAGGGAUAGAAGAUUUAACCCUCUGUAAUCCUAGAUACCAAUUGAGCAGGAUGGGGAGAUGGGGAGGGAAAAUAUCUGCAUGCUCCAAUGGGAUCCCCUGAGCCAAAACAAGAUGUUUUACUUGAGGCUGAAAAGGAAGUGUACCCCUGCCCUGCAUUCUGAUUCCUCAGUUUUUUUUCACAUUGAAGAACAUGCUUUGAUUGAAAUAGUAAGCCACUAAAAUUUAUCUAAAACACUGAAAUGUUUUUUUUUUUAAAUUCAAGAUACAGUCCUAAAAAAUAAGAUGCCUAGUUAUUUGAUACAGCUGAAUUAUCCCAUUAGGGCUAAUUGUAGUCUUCCUCACUUGAUCAAGUUAUAUUUCUGUAGGUGAUCUUUGCCCUCUUAACACUGAAGUUUCUGGACAUUAAUAGAAGCCUAACUAGCUCUCUUUGUGAUAACAUAUAUCCUAUUAUAGAAUUCCUUUGCAGAUUUGAGAAGUGAGGAAAAAGUAAAGUCAUAUGGACUGCAAAUGGUAAUGAUAUAUUUUGGACAUCUGUUUUUCAGUUAAUUUCUGGUAAACUCUCAAGUAAGAUUUUUGGCUAUUUACUUGAAGAAUGGAUCUAGCCUACUGUAGCCACUUGCUAAAAUUUCAAGAAAUACCCUAAUAUUUCUGCAACUGAAAUCAAAGCUGACCUGUAGGAAUCCAUUACGGACUUGUUUCGUUUAGCUACUUAUUCUAUAGAUGGAUGUAAUACAGAAAUACUUCUAGUAGACUGUAUACCAUAUUACUAAUUGGUCAUACCAAUCUUUAGCUGCAUCACUGAAUUACUGACACUUUAUUAAAAGUCCAUGUCAUUGUCAUGUCCAAAACUGAUAUAGUAGUCAUAACCUAUACUUCAGUCAGCACUUGAAAACCAACUUUGGACAAAUGAAUGUGAGGGUCAAUUAAGUGAGGUGUGUAUGGUUGUUUUUUUAAUUUAAAAUGUUGGUAGCUUAACAAGGAAUACAUGUUGAGAGUAGAGUUUGUGGAAUAGCCUUUUUAUUCUGUAUAUGGCUGCGUAAUUUUAAUACACCUGAUAUUGGGAAGUAUUGGUAAAGGGAUCCCAUGGAAUGGAGUGCUUGAGAGCCUUUACCUAAUUUCCAGAGGCUUUUGUAGAGCUACUCUAGUGUGGAAAUUGCAAUACACUGUGCAGAUGUAGCAGUGCCUAUACACAGUGUGGGGUCAUGAUCACCUUACACUGUUGGUGCACCUGCUGGAUAUAUCCUGGAAGCCACAUUAGAUAGGAGUCUAGCUGCACAGAGUGCUGAACACAACUAUUGUUUCAAGAACUUGAGGAAUACUGGGCUGUGUGCAUACAGGCUCCUAUUCCUAAUUGAUAGCCAGUAAAUUGGCAACAGGCAGGUAGUAUCUAUCUUUAGCCUACCACCAUCAUUCAGACUCUAGUUAGAGCUUUCUGAAGGGAUGGCAUCUUCCAUACACUUUUCUUUCUACUUUAGUAGGACUUGGUUAUAGAAGUGCUCAGUGUUGCCCUUCGACCGCUCUUAUGACCUCUGAUACUUAUAGCAGAAUAUGUGGACUACUGGAAGUAAUAUUUGAAAGAAUAAACUAAAUUUGCAUUUCUUUUGAUAAACUGUGCCUAAGCCUAGCAAAUUAGAGACAGCUGAUCUGACUGUUUUCAGUAAUGGUUCUUGGGGCGAAUUCCAACAGCAAAAGUUCAUGCCAUAUUGAAUAGGGCUAUUCCUUUUAUCCAACUUAGAAGUUGUGAAACAGCUAGCACAAUGCUAGUUGACAGUAAGCAUUAAAUGUACUACAAGGGGUGAGAAUAAAAGCUUUGGCAUUGAUUCCUUCCCUUCUAUGACAUAAUGUAAUUCAAAAUAGACUGAUGCAGCUGUAUUCUGCAUUGUAUAUAAUGUGUCUGAGAAGGGAAGUGAAGAAUUGUUUGAUAUAAAGUGUGUUCUGGUGUAGAGAAUGUUCUGAGAAAACAGUAUAAGACUCCUUUGGCCUAGCUAUCAUUCAAGUAUGAGGAUAGUCAACAUGGGACAGAAUGAGGUGAUAGAAUUGUGUGUCUUUUGGACUGCAGGGUUAGAUGGUUCACAUCUUGAAUGCUACAUCAUGUUUCUUACAGAGGAAAAGAUCACAUAAGGGGGAGAGGACUACACUAAACUUUUCUCAGUGUACUUAUCUGAAAAAAGGGUAUGGAGGAGCAUUCAGAAAUUGUGCAUGACUUUGAAGUGGGACAACCUGAAUUCUUUUCACUUCUACCAACUCAUUCUGCCAGAUAUGCAAAACUGCUCAAUGUUAGAAGAGAGGAAAGUACAAUGAUAAGAAAUCCUCUAGGAUUGGGGUUUCUCUCAAAGCAAAUUCAAAACUACAUUGUUCUUAUCUGGAAUUGGUUAAGUAAAUGAGAACAUUACUGAAAUGAAAAAUCAUUUACCUAAUCAUACAUUUAAGUAAUCUUAAGAAUUAGAAAUGUUGUCACUUAUGCCAUCAAAAAUGAAAUAUAGUAAUUUUGCUGGUAUGGAUUACUCCCUUUUAUUAUAGUGUUUAAAUAUGAAAACUUGUCAAAGAGCACAUCCAUGAACAUGGAUGAAGAAAGCUGAACCCAUUGCAAGGAAAGCAUCAUUUGUUCCAAAUACGACAGAGAAGUGGGUGGACAUCUUUGUGUGCCUCAGUUUACUAGGCUGUAAAAAGAAUCCUUCCCUACCUCACAGGGGUGUUGUGAGGCUGACUUCAUUGUUUGUAAGAUGCUUUUGAGUUUUCCUGAAGGAAGGUGCUAUUGAAGUGCAAGAUAUAACUAAUCAGCUGACAUCUGGCUGAUUCUGACACAAUAAAAAUUCAAUUUAGUUUUCAUUACAGUAUUUUGCUACUAUAGAAAGCUUCUCUACAAAACAUUAUUUAAAUGUGUAUGGAUCAUGUAAAAUGGACUUUGCAAGAAGGCAUGGUUGAAGUUUUCAAUCUUUAUGCAUCUCCUUCUGGUUUUAUGUGAUUAACUCUGCAGAUCUAAUUGUAUUAACAAGGUUCUUGGGUUUUGCAUGAAAAUUAAGUUGAACUAUAAUUUUUUGUAAACUCCCUGAAUGAAAUAAAUUUAUGUUCACUCUGUUUGUAUGAA
This is a messenger RNA of Varanus komodoensis (Komodo dragon), 6678 nucleotides long. RefSeq names its product CDV3 homolog (gene CDV3). The record is from RefSeq and is a predicted model, not a curated record. NCBI's taxonomy places the organism in Eukaryota, Metazoa, Chordata, Lepidosauria, Squamata, Varanidae. The transcript is spliced from 5 exons. The coding region runs from base 402 to 1124 and encodes 240 amino acids. Gene Ontology annotation, cellular component: cytoplasm.